Molecule: messenger RNA, 1013 nt
Organism: Suillus subalutaceus
Lineage: Eukaryota; Fungi; Basidiomycota; Agaricomycetes; Boletales; Suillaceae
Exons: 2
Coding region: 109-834 (241 amino acids)
Source: RefSeq, a predicted model, not a curated record
GAAUUGUCAGCCUCAUAUUCCCAUCUUCAAGUUGAAAUUGGAAGGAUGUUAAGGUCUGAGUAGGACCAAGCUGAGCAAAGUGUUGACCGACUCUCGGUUCCAUCUAUCAUGGCACCCUCUAAUGACACCAAUACAGCUAGCUUCCCAGUUGCAUCUACAUCCAGUCCUUCCCGCUCGGCCCAGGACAAUCAAGGCUCAUUUCAUGUCGCAAGCAUCGUCAUUCUCGCAAUCUCUAUAAUUGGCAUGGGUCUCCUCAUGGUCUCCGUAGUUCUUCAGCAUCGCUCAUCAGCCAGGCUCAAGCAAAGCUCAUCGGAGGUCCACAAAGACGAACCAAGACCGUUCAACAGACUCUGGUCCCGUGUACUCUCGUUGUUCUCAAAGUCGUAUCUCUGGUGGUCGAAAGCCAAGUCAGCUACCAAGCACAAGCAGGGCGAGAUGACUACUGUCAGCGCGUUGCAUGCGACAUGCACCUUCGUCGCUGCUGCACCAUCGAAAUUUCUUCCCCCUCCUGUCGUGAUGCAGUUCAGAGUACCGAACACAGAGAAGUUUGUUGUGCUAUGUUCGGUCUGUUGCCCGCUAGCGGCGCACCAUGCAUGUGGCGAUUCAAAGCCGUGGGUGCAGAGUACAUUCGCCGGCAUUCCACAUCUAGCCCAAGAACAGCUUCCCGUGAAUAAUCAACCAUCAAGUAUUCCCGAGCGUCAGCCACAUAGCGUCGAUAUCCCGCCUUUCGAUCAAGAUCACUCACCUACCAUCGAGCUACCCGAACUGUCCUUUGAAGACCAGCCCCGACCGCCUUCUACUCCACCAAAAGGGCUAAAGAGGACGCUUGCCUGAAAAGAUCUCUCAGUCUUAUUUGUAGACUCCCCCAAGAUAACAUGUCAGCAACCAGAUGCUAUGAACCUUACGAUAUACUCGUUUCAUCCCUCAAGCCGUAAGCUAGGAUGAAUGUUGUUGCUGUCGGCUGGAGUUUCACUGGACUCGGGCGCAUCCAUGUUAAAUUAAGAAACUUAUCA